AUGAAUCUAUUGAAAUACCUAUACCUCAAAAUUGUCGCACUUUUCCUCAGAGCGCUGGUUCGACUUCACGGAUACAGUCUUGCCUGUCCUGACGCUGUCUACUUCAUCCCCUCCCGAGACGACAAACGACCGAUCAAAACGUUUGUUUACGAACCACGCCAGAAAGAUGCGAAUACUGCCACCCCUGUUCUAAUCAACUUCCACGGUGGUGGAUAUAUGGUGUCUGCACACGGCAGCGACGACGAGUUUUGUAAGCAGAUGAGUGGGAAAGCAGGACAUACAGUACUGGAUGUCCAGUACCGAGUGACACCCGAAAAUCCGUUUCCUGCGUCAUUGCAAGAUGGCGAGGAUGUUUUGAAUUGGGUCUUGGGGAAGCCAGAUUGCUUUGAUUCAUCGAUGGUCUCUCUGUCCGGAUUCAGCUCUGGCGGAAACCUUGCACUGGCACUGGCCACUUCUUCGAAUUUUCCACCAAAGAUUAUUCAUACUGUCCUGGCUUUCUAUCCUGCCGUUGACUGCGUCCCAGACCCAAGUACCAAGAAGGCCCCUGUUGAUGGGGGAUUCCCACUGCCACCCUUCCUACUGCGUCUCUUCAGGAGUGCUUUCAUUCCAUCGUUCGAGCUUGCCAGUGAUCCUCGAGUGUCGCCGAUUUAUGCAGACCCAGAGCGGUUCCCCCUGAAGACGCUGUUUGUCACUGCAUCGUAUGACAACCUGGCGGAAGAAACUGAGCGCCUUGCUUCUCGGAUCGCACAGCUACCUGGUCGGCAUGUUGUUUGUCAUCGCGCCGAGAACUGCAACCAUGCAUGGGACAAGUUUCCUUGUUUAGGGGUUGAGGAGGUAAAGGCCAAGAUGAAGGUAUAUUCUCUUGCUGAGGACUUGCUGCAGUCUGGGUUGUACUAUGUGGCUCCUGCUGCUUGA
Penicillium alfredii is the source of this 915-nucleotide messenger RNA. RefSeq lists its product as uncharacterized. The record is from RefSeq and is a predicted model, not a curated record. The transcript has a single exon. NCBI's taxonomy places the organism in Eukaryota, Fungi, Ascomycota, Eurotiomycetes, Eurotiales, Aspergillaceae. Gene Ontology annotation, molecular function: hydrolase activity. The coding region runs from base 1 to 915 and encodes 304 amino acids.